GAUUAUUCAACCAUGCAUUUUAAUUCUAUUUAAACUGCUCGUAUACAGAUUGAAAUGUCUAAUUUCUUCCGGGUUGUACAAAACAAGCCUUGUUUGAACUUCCUAACAGGACAAAAAAUGGAGGACUCAAAUGAUGUUCAGUUUGAAACAUUAUCGGAUGAAUACAGUGCCAGAAGUUUCUAUGAGCAUUAUAAGGAUAAUCUGCCACAGAUGGUCAUGGUGACACAGGGAUACAUGGGAGAGGGCAUCUUUGAGACAUUUGACAGAGGACAGGUUUUUAGAAUACAAACAUAUACCAAACAGAAAAGAGUGAUUGCACUGGUUGUUUCUGGUGAAAAAGGGAUGUACGGGUUACAGGGAAGACAAAUUAGUAUUCCCGCUGAUUAUGACGUCAAGUUUCACGUUUUGAAACUAGGAAAAUUCAAAGUAGGUAAACCAGCCAGUUUAAAAGAAAUCUUGGAGCGCAAAGAACUCCCGUUAGAUGUCCAAUUUGCUGGAGACGAGAAAGUUUUAAUUGGAUCGACAGCAAGAACAGCAUCCUUUACCUUGACACUUGUCAAUACAUAUGAGGAUUUUUAUCUGCUUGGGAAUGCUAUAUGUGAUGGUAAACUUUAUGACAGCGUCACAGCUGUUCCUGCAUAUCUACCUGACCUUAGGUUUUCUAUUGUGAAAUCUAUAAAAGGAUACAGCGAUGACCAAUAUAAGACCUUCAUGUCCGUUACUGACCAGUUUGUAAAGGAACAUAUAACUUUUGACCAAUCAUUUGGUAACACAGAAAUUGCCCUGUAUUCAAAUGAAAGAAGCCAGGAAGUUGAAAGCUCUGUCGUAGAAAGUUAUGCGUAUAUCUCACCAUGUGAAUACUAUAACAUCGGGGACCUUCUCAGACAUGACAAACCAAAGCCUGCCACAAAAAAGGGAAAGAAAGGAAAUGAAAAAGUGUAUGAUGUAUUACGGGUUUCAAAAUACGACAACCAAACUUAUGCUUCAAUGGAUGCUGAGCAAACAGAUACAAGUGAUCUGUCUACGAGUGGAAAGAAAACUGAGGAGUCGACUCGAACAAACCAAAUACCUAAUACGGAUGAAAAGGGAAUAGCAGAUAAAGCUAACACCCAAUCUGAGACCGUAAAGAAAGACCCACCACCAAUACCCCCAAAACCACCUCAGUCAAUAACGGACAAACCUUCCAUUAUAACUGCAAAUACAGACACCGUUUUGCCUCCCGCAAUCGAUAACAUAACAUAUAUGUCGACUCCACAAACAGAAGAAAACGUAGACAGCAGAGCUGAUAACGUUAUAUCUGGUUAUACUGGAACACUGCCGCCUGCUACAGUCGAAACAAAAGAACCAGUUCCUUCAACGAAAGAACAGCCUACAAGACGAGAGCAUGAGGCAGAAAUGGUAGAUGUUGAGUUUGAAACCGCCAAAGAAGAUUACAGUGCUAGAAGCUUUUAUGAGCACUACAAAGAUAACCUUCCACAGAUGGUCAUGGUGACUCAAGGAUAUAUGGGAGAGGGUAUCUUUGAGACAUUUGACAGGGGUCAGGUUUUUAGAAUCCAGACAUAUUCGACACAGAAGAGAGUUGUUGCAGUCGUAGUUUCCGGUGAAAAGGGGAUGUACGGAUUGCAGGGAAGAAAAAUCAGUAUUCCUGCUAAUUAUGACGUCACUUUUCAUAUCAUGAAACACGGAAAACCGAAAGGAAAGUCGAUUAGACUUAAGGAGAUCUUAGAACAUAAAGAGCUUCCAAUUGAAGUACAGAUUUCUGCACAUGAGGAUCAAUAUGCAGACCAACAACAUCUUGGUCCUUUACUAAGGACAGGCCUAUUUACCCUCAGGCUUCUCAAUACGUACGAUGAUUUCUUCCUCCUUGGAAACGCUAUCUGUGAUGGAAAUUUGUAUGGUAGUGUAACGGCAGUCCCUGCUUAUCUCCCUGAUCUACAGUUCUCCAUCGUGAAGUCUAUAAAAGGUUGCACUGGUGAACAGUACCUCCAUUUCCUUUCUGUUACAGACCAAUUUGUCAAAGAUAAUAUAACAUUUGACCAAACCUUUGGCAAUACAGAUAUUGCGCUAUACUCACCUGAACAGGCACAUGCUGAAGAAAGCUAUUCCUACAUAUCACCCUGUGAAUAUUAUAAUAUUGGUGACCUAUUGAGAAACAACAAGGCAGAACCAGUCGUCAAAAGACAAAAACAAACAGACAAGGUGUACGAAGUAAUCCGAGCAUCUACAAUAUCAAUGAAUCAACAGGAAAGCCAGUACGAAGUAACAAUAUUCGGCGAAAAAACAGGGUCUACUAGUAAUCCAAAAUUUGAUCCUAAUAUAAUUAAGGACGCCAAAAAGCAACUGCGGAAUACAGGUAGUUUCGGAUUGCCUCGAAAGAAUCAGAAUCAAGGAGAAAAUAACAAUGAAGACCAAAAAUCGUUUGCAGAUUCGGGAAAUACGCUUCUUUCAUCGAAGACCAAAGACCAACAAAAGCAGUCAGAAACAUCAGUCAAACAAGGAAAGGUCGCAUUAGAAAACAAAAGUGAUACCAAAAAUACGGAUUCCUUUUCUAACUUAACACGUAGACCCAAACCAACCAGUCCACAUACUAGUACGGACGUACCACCACGUAUCCCUGAGAGGCGGUCAAUCGUUGAAAAUAUAGGAUUAGUUCGUCCUUCACCAUCAACUAAACCUGCAACUACUACGGUUCAAAGGUCACAAACAUCGGAACCGGAAGUGGUUGUAGAUGUUGCUUCGUUAACUAUAGAGGACGUUAGCGAAUGGUUAAAGAAAUUGAAACUGGAUAAAUAUUCGGGUGUUUUUGAAGAAAACCAGGUUGAUGGUUGUAUUCUCAUGUCUAUUGAUGAAGACAUGUUAAAAGAAGAUUUCCAUAUGAGUCGAUUCGAAGUCAUGAAACUGAUGAAAUUUGUAAGAAAUGGGCACGUGCCGCGUACAAGAGUAACGGAGAGUUAACUCUAUCCAAUGUUUGGAUAUAAUGUAACCAUACAAAUUUUAGUUUUUUAUGGAUAUAUAUAUAUGGAUACACUACAGCUAGAAAUCAUGUUUAGCUAAUAGUUUUUCAGUAAUUAAUGCCAAAUUUGAUUUGCAAAUACAAUUUGACAAAUGCAAUCGGCAAGUGCUACUCUGGUGCAUUUAUGUAGGAAAAAAUGUCAUUUGCUGUCAUCCUUGUUAAAUAUUAUGUUUUAUUUAUACAAGAAGUAUUUUAUAAAUCAUCAACAAAAGUAAAAGAAAACCAUGUAAUUGCUGUCUUGUAAGAAUUACAAUAAUUCUAUUUUACUAUAAAUUUUGACAUUUUUGUGUUAAAAAACCAAUCAAAAGGCAAGAUUAGCCCCUGCGAUUUAUUGAAAUGGAUUCCAAAAUGAUACACACAUUUGAAAUAAAACGUGUGUUUAAGUAAAACCUAUUCCAUCGCAACGUAACUGCGUUACUGAAAACAAAUAACAAAUUUAUUUUGUAGAGUAUAUAGGGUUUGAAAAUUUUCUGACAAUAAUCCAGGUGUUGUCUUUAAAAUUCUAUUCUGAUACGAGUACUAUUACCUUUC
Mytilus trossulus (common blue mussel) is the source of this 3544-nucleotide messenger RNA. RefSeq lists its product as uncharacterized. The record is from RefSeq and is a predicted model, not a curated record. The transcript has 12 exons. Lineage: Eukaryota; Metazoa; Mollusca; Bivalvia; Mytilida; Mytilidae. Gene Ontology annotation, molecular function: protein binding. The coding region runs from base 55 to 2955 and encodes 966 amino acids.